Callithrix jacchus (white-tufted-ear marmoset) is the source of this 2151-nucleotide messenger RNA. The record is from RefSeq and is a predicted model, not a curated record. NCBI's taxonomy places the organism in Eukaryota, Metazoa, Chordata, Mammalia, Primates, Cebidae.
AUGGGCGCCCCGCGACCCGCCUGCACAAAGCCGCGUCCCCGCGUCCCCGCGUCCCCGCCGCCGCCUAGGGCCGCCGCAUGUGAUGUUUGUUUCGAGCUCUCUCCUUGCGCACGGUUAAAGUCGCGGCAGCAGAAUUAUCGGAAGAUUCCUGCAGGGGAAAGGAGAGACAAGUCAGCUUGGGCGCCGGCGGAGCCCCGACUCGCGGCACCUGGGGAAGGAAAACACGCCCCGACACACUCGCCUCUGCGGGCGCCAAAAAUAACCCGCGCGGGCCGAGCGCCCACCCCGGGGCAACCCGCGCCCACCUCAGGGGCUCCAGGCACCCACCCCGAGGUAACGGGGCGCCCACGUCAGGGACUCGGGGCGCGCUCCCCCGGGGCUCAGAGCAACCACCCCGGGGGUCUGAGCACCCGCCACGCAGGAAAGGGCGCCCACCUCCGGCGCAGGGCUGGGGGAAGUGGCGGCCGCCCGGACGCUCUCCGGACUCUCGGAGGCGGCUCCCGAGGGUCUCCUGGCCCCGGGCGGGGAGCGACGCGCGGGUCUCUCCGGACCCUAACUCCCCGGAGGCCGCCGCGUGCCGAGCCCUGUCACGUACCCUCAGGGCCCGGGCUGAGGCCCGCGGCGCCGAGAGGAAGCGCACGGCGGGCAGGGGUGGCCGGGUAUGACAGUCGCCGUGCCGCCCCGGGGCAGCUCCCGGAGGGGGCAGCCCAGACCCACCCCGCCCGCCGGCGGUUGUCUCCUCCAGAGCUCGGCGCUGCCCCCUACAGGCCGCAUGGUCCCUCCUCGGUCGCCCCCUGACCCACUGCGAGUCGUCCGGCUCCUGCUCGAGGUUGCCGCCGUCGCGGCGGUUGUCACCGAGGCCGGGUCGCCGGCCCGCAGAGACCUCAUAGUCCAGCGGAUGGGAGCCCCAAGUCCUGCCUAUCCCUCGCCUCCCCCAAGCUGCUGCAACUGUCAGUUAUCCGCCUGGAACCCCGAGGGGCAACUACCGAGCAGGCCGCGGGGCCCAGAACAAGGGUCCCGGGGCUCAGGAUCUCGGCCGCUGGGCCUCACCUCGGCUCCCGCCCCGCGCGCGGAACUCGUUUCCCUCCCACCCAGCUCGGGAAAAGGCCAGGCGGACGCUCCUCUCCUGACUUCCCCAGCGGGUCAGACCCAUUUCACACAGAGAACAAUUCCAUUCCCUUGGGCCCCUGAUUGAUUCAACUAGUUACAAGGAUGCUGAGGCAGGGGUGAGGGGUGGGGCGGCUGGCAGGCUGUGAGAGGCAGAGGACAUCAGCAGGACCUAUUUCGUGCCCUCUGAGUCUCCACACAGAGAUUUAUCACUGUGACCUUCCCGAUUCCCCUGCCAGGGAUGCCGGCUGCCCCUGCCGCCUGCGGGGGCCCAGCCUAAGUCAGGCUCAUCUUUUGGGACAGGAUUCCACUUGCAGCGCUGCAGCCAGCUCCUUCUCUGGGCCUCCCGCAGCCACUUAAGGCAGAGUGACUGACCUAAAAGUCCACGCUGAUCGUGUGGCUUCCGCUCGCAAAUAUCUCCCCUGGAUCUCCCUCCCUGGAGCCAGACAAGACCCAAACCUCCGAGGCGAAUGCAGUCCCCGCAGGGCGCGAAGGAGAAACUGAUAGUCCGCAAGGGGGUUAACUUAAAGACCUUGCUUUCAUUAGCACAGUGUUGUAAGAGACUGCCAAGGAGCCUCUGAGGAAAUGGGCUUUACGUACAUAUACAUACUCGCCCUUGCCCCUGAAGCAACAUCAAAUACUUUCAUGUUAUUCUUGGGGGCGUUUUAAUUCUUCAGAUCUUCUGGAUUCGUGUUUUUGUAACCCAUCAGACAAGCUUUUGUACAUCACCUUCCAGCCUAGGCCUACACACUAACAAAUAGUUUUACAUCGAAGGACAAUGCUUUAGUGUUGUAUUAAGUCUCAUCUCUUUUCUUUCUUUUUUCUAGUUGUGUUCCAAAAUGUUUUUUCUAUCUUGUGAUAGUUUUGCAGAAAAAAAAAUUGAAAUAACUCAAAUCAGGUUCUUAAUCUGCUUUAUUAAAUUUAUAGUCAUAAUAGCCUGUGAGUAUGUUUUGGGGGAGGAAAAAAUGAUGCUGGGAUCUUUAUUCUUCAAGUUCUCUAAUUUUGAUAUUUUGAAUAAACACACAGAGGUGUCUCUGCCUUUUC